AUGGGCCCCUCAAUACACCAUCCUCGGAAGGAGCUUGGAGGUUACCAUCAACAUGCGCAGGUAGCUGCAGCGUACGAAGAUUGCCGGCAGACCUUCGACCAGCUUUCUUCGGUUAUGGAGGCGAACCGUCAAGUAUGGGAGGGCAAUGCUGAUUUCUUGGAGAGCUUCAAAAACAGCCUGGUACAUUGGGCCAACGUCCACCAUGCCGAAAAUGGCUCGCUUGACCAUGCUCUGCGUAAGAGCUCAGAUCUGCGAGAUCGAGUUGUUGAUCUCCUCGAGAGCCUCAACCACAAGCUGCAGAAUGGCAAGUACCCUCGAUAUUCGUCGCUCUAG
Cladophialophora psammophila CBS 110553 is the source of this 333-nucleotide messenger RNA. RefSeq lists its product as uncharacterized. The coding region runs from base 1 to 333 and encodes 110 amino acids. The record is from RefSeq and is a predicted model, not a curated record. The transcript has a single exon. Lineage: Eukaryota; Fungi; Ascomycota; Eurotiomycetes; Chaetothyriales; Herpotrichiellaceae.